Molecule: messenger RNA, 1385 nt
Organism: Trichosurus vulpecula (common brushtail)
Lineage: Eukaryota; Metazoa; Chordata; Mammalia; Diprotodontia; Phalangeridae
Gene: WDR53
Product: WD repeat domain 53
Exons: 3
Coding region: 284-1357 (357 amino acids)
Molecular function (GO): protein binding
Source: RefSeq, a predicted model, not a curated record
CGGACCUGGGCCCCGCCGCCCACGAGCCGGCCUCUUCUGUCCCUAAGUGAAGGCCGGGCCCGUGCAAGGGACGCGUUGUUUGACCGAAUGAUUUCGUGGGAUCGUAGUAGAAGGGGUACUUGGAGCUGGAAGGAUAAUUAAUUGGUUUCCCUGUGGGCGAAUUGCUUCCUACUCGAGACUCAUUUUGUGGGCUUUGCAGUAUGAAGAACGACAUAAAGACAUGCUAAGAAAUAUAAUUAGAAGUCUUGGGCCGCAAGGGAUCUGGGGACACUUCUGAUCUAUUAUGGCAGCCAAAUGGACUGGUGGACAUUCUUCUCCUAUUCUGUGCUUGGGUGCAAAUAAAGAAGGGCUGGUGGCUUCAGGAGCAGAAGGUGGUGACCUCAUAACUUGGAGCCAAGAAGGGAUUCCAUUGGGACAGAUACAGUUCCAAGGGACUGAUGAUGUUACCUGUGUCAUAUUUUCUCCUGCCUGUCCUAACAAACUGUAUGCAUCACAUGGUGAAGUUAUUAGCAUUCUGGAUAUCAGAUCCUUCAAAGGUUCCAUUGACGAUUUUCACGUGAAUGAAGAGGAAGUCAAUUGUCUUUCAUUGAAUGAAACAGAAAACCUCCUAGCUUCUGCAGAUGACUCUGGAACGAUCAAAAUCUUAGACUUGGAAAGCAAACGGGUUAGCCGAUCCCUGAGGAAACAUUCAAACAUCUGUUCUUCUGUUGCUUUUCGGCCUCAGAGACCUCAGAGCCUAUUGUCAUGUGGACUAGACAUGCAGGUAAUGCUGUGGAACCUACAGAAAGCUCGGCCACUCUGGAUGGCAAACUUACAGGAAGACGAAACAGACGAGGCGGGAGAACAGGCACCCGGUCAGCUCUUUAAUCCUGCCCUCGCUCACUCUCUCUCCGUGGCAUCUUGUGGAAAUGUUUUUAGUUGUGGCGCUGAAGAUGGCAAAGUCCGAAUUUUUAGAGUAUUGGGGGUCAAAUGUGAACAGGAACUAGGGUUUAAGGGCCAUACACUGGGGGUGUCACAGGUGCACUUCCUUCCAGAUUCCUAUUUGCUGCUCAGUGGAGGGAAUGAUGGGAAGGUACUGUUGUGGGAUGUAAGCAGCAAAGUUGGGGGAAAACAGAAGAGUCCUGUAAAAUUCACCCAUAGGAAAAAGCCUAAAACAUCAGCCUGUCCCAAACAAAAAGGAAAUGAUAAUGCUUUAGAAACAGAUGAAGCAAUGUGUACUGAACUCUUACCAAAGCUGACUGUUGAACAUGGGGAAAAAGUGAACUGGAUCUCGUAUACCAAGAUAAAGGGGUCUGGAAAAAUACUUGUUGCUGAUCAGAGUAGUUCUAUAUCUGUGUAUCCCCUAAGUGACUUCUAAAUUCAAUAAAGAAAACAUUUAAAAUCCA